Messenger RNA from Branchiostoma belcheri (Belcher's lancelet), 3702 nucleotides. Its product is annotated as activin receptor type-1-like. Gene Ontology annotation, cellular component: plasma membrane; BMP receptor complex. Gene Ontology annotation, molecular function: ATP binding; SMAD binding; transforming growth factor beta receptor activity, type I. Lineage: Eukaryota; Metazoa; Chordata; Leptocardii; Amphioxiformes; Branchiostomatidae. Bases 52 to 1599 code for a protein of 515 amino acids. The record is from RefSeq and is a predicted model, not a curated record. Gene Ontology annotation, biological process: BMP signaling pathway; dorsal/ventral pattern formation; protein phosphorylation. The transcript has 10 exons.
CUUGUCUCCGGCGGGAGGGAGCGGGAAGAGCCGCGGUGUAAUGGCGGAGUAAUGGCGGCCAGUCUGGAGUUGGUGGGCUGGCUUCUCGUGGUGUUCUCGGUUUCCAGGGCAGCUACGGCCGAGGUGUCCGCCAUGGCUGCCAACAGUAGCAGCCCGGUUACAGAAGGGUUCCUGUGUGAAUGUGACAGAGACUCCUGUCAGGGAGAAACAAUCUGCCGAGCUCAGCAGAAAUGUUACUCCGCGAUCGUAAAUGGUGACCUGAAAAAGGGCUGUUUUGGGCAGGAGGAGCAGUCCCGCAUGUCCUGCAACACCCCCAACCAGAGAACUGUCAACGUCAUCUGCUGCGACUUCGAAAUGUGCAACAGGAACAUCACCCCAACUGUACCUACAGUGUCCGACCCGACGUUUGCGGUUGAUAAUGAGUUGACCCAGCUGGUGAUCUACGCGGUGAGUCCGAUCGGCGCCCUGAUCAUCCUGGCAGCCGCCGCCAUCCUCAUCGCACGGUUCAUGCACAAGCGUCGUCUGCAGCGUUACCACCGAGACGUGGAGCGAGGCGGGGUGCACGUGGGCGACAUGCACGCCUACCCCGCCGGCGACAACACGCUGCAGGAUCUCGUCGACCAAUCAUCGGGCUCCGGGUCCGGCCUGCCGUUCCUCGUGCAGCGAACCGUCGCACGGCAGAUCACACUGGUGGAACAGAUAGGAAAGGGCAGGUAUGGCGAGGUGUGGAGAGGCCAGUGGCAGGGGGAAAACGUCGCCGUGAAGAUUUUCAACUCUCGCGACGAGAAGUCUUGGUUCCGAGAGACGGAGAUCUACAACACGGUCCUGCUGCGGCACGAGAACAUUCUGGGCUUCAUCGCGUCCGACAUGACCUCCCGAAACUCCUGCACGCAGCUGUGGCUGAUCACACACUACCACGAGUUUGGCUCUCUGUACGACUUCUUACAACGCACAACGCUCGACGCCCACCGAAUGAUGAAGCUUGCCUGUUCUAUCGCGGGUGGACUAGUCCACCUGCACGUGGAGAUUUUCGGCACGCAGGGUAAACCCGCCAUCGCUCACCGCGACCUCAAGAGCAAGAACAUCCUCGUCAAGAGCAACGGCCAGUGCUGCAUCGCCGAUCUGGGUCUGGCCGUGAUGCACUCGCAGGCCACAGACACGCUCGACCUUGGCUCGAACCCUCGGGUCGGCACGAAGCGGUACAUGGCCCCGGAACUGUUGGAAGAGACCAUGAACUAUGAGUGCUUCGACUCCUACAAAAGGGUCGACGUCUAUGCUUUGGGGCUGGUGCUGUGGGAGGUCGCACGGCGCUGUAUGAGUGGGGGGAUAGCAGAAGAGUACAAGCCUCCGUACUACGAUGUUGUUCCGAGCGACCCGAGUUACGAGGACAUGAGGAAGGUCGUCGUCGUGGACCAACAGAGACCCAGCAUUCCAAACAGAUGGUCCAGCGACCAGACGUUAACAGCGAUGGCCAAGUUGAUGCGGGAAUGUUGGUACCACAACCCGUCGGCGAGACUCACGGCGCUUCGCGUCAAGAAAACCCUUAACAAGCUGCAGACUUCGCUCGAGAAGAUGAAGGAGCUGAAACAGGACGUGUGAUUCCUGUCCUGUUUACAUACUGUUCUGAAACAGGACGUGUGAUGAGUACUGUUUCUCUGAGUGGUGAAAGCCGAUGAGUGUUGACAGUCUGUACAUACAUCGUCUCCGCUUUGUACGUCUCAGCAAUUUUGUACAGGCCAAACCUGGGUGUAAAACUCCCCUUCUGGGUGCACAAAAAACCCCUGAAGACCCCCGGUUUUCCCCCGUAACUAUGGCAACCGUUCCCAUGCUGCUCUGUGAUUGGAUGGAGACUGAGGAUGUGAAUGUGUGUUUGGAGCUGCAGAUGUGGAUGUGUGCUGUACUGAGUGAUGCUGUGGCCUUAGCAUCUUUGUUCUUUUGUUUAUUAUUGAUGUAAGCAACAAAAUAAGCCUCAAGCUGAAGGCUGGUAGUAGCUAGAUGGGGAUAUGCCUUGGGGAGGGGAGCACCCAUGAGGGGGGUUGGGUUAGGGAGGGGGGUGCUUUGCCUGAGCCUCUGUAUCUGUGGACGUGUAAACCUGCGACAACAAUACCCACAUUAUACUGUGUAUGUGCUCUAACAUAUCUUACUAGAGACGGUAGGGAAAAAACUGGACACUCAAUAUGUACUGUAGAACAACAUGAACCAGUAGACUAGAGCAAGGAAUUUGAAAGCUCCUUGUAUCUUGCUGUAGAUUGAUGUAACCACGACUGACACCAUGGAUAGAUGUUAUACAGGCACAGGUGACAACACUGUGGAACGCUUACAGAUUAUUCACAACUUUGCAGCUCUGUAGAACGUUGUUACCACAGACUCAGUAGAAUAUUCCCACUGCAGUUCUAUAGAACGUUGAUACCACAUGCAGGCCAGUAUCUUUGAUAAGGAAAUGGAACUUUAUGUUAGGAAGUUUGUUGUAACUCCACCACAAUGUUAAAAACGGAAAUUUUGUAAUCCUGAUUUAAUUUUGAGAAACUCUGUUGAGCAGCUUUUUUUAUACUCAACUGAAACAAACACAGUAGGAAUUACCAUGGUGACAGUUGCCAUGGCAAUGCAUAUGUUGCUAUGGUAACCACUAGAGUGCUCUGGCUCGGGUCAGAGGUCAGGCGUCUCGCUGCCAUGUGAGGUGGAUCGUACCAAGAAUUGCGAAGGGGUGUGGCAGAAUUGCAAUAAGUCGUAUAUAAUAAGUAUGUAUUGUCGUAACGUGAAUUUGUAUAUAUCAGUAUUUUCUUUUAUUAUAAUAAUCCAGGAAAGUAUGAACUAAUGAAGACGGACAGACGAUCGAUGAAGUUUGAAAUGUAACGUUUUGUACAUAAGGCUCCUUCCGACGUACGGCAAUAUGCUGAAAAUGGCUCAGCAGGUUUUUUUUUACGAUGUAUUUUAGAGAAAAGGAGGUUUGUGCUUUACCUACAAAACGGUGAAGAAAACAGCAGAAACAAGGAUUCAGACCUGCUGUGACGCCGCUGAUGUAUUUAAUGUGAGGAAAUCCUGCAGAAAAAGUCACUCCUGAUGCCAGAAUUCUGCAGCAGAGUUGAUAGACUAGUAUUUACCUGUGAAGCCGCCUAACUAUACAGUUAAACCGCCUAACUAUACAGUUAAACCGCCUAACUAUACCAACAGGUCAUUGUUGAACUAAACAGAACAUUGUGAAAUCGCCUAACUAAACAGGAGAUUGUGAAACUGCCUAACUAAACAGGACAUUGUAAAACUGCCUAACUAAACAGGACAUUAUGAAACUGCCUAACUAUCCUGCAGAGUUGUUCAACCCACCUGAGGUCACAACAAUUUAAUUCGUUGGUUCUCGGAUCUUUGUACAAAAACUGUGAAGCGACGGUGAAAAAAACAAGCCUACAUGUAGGCAUCCUAUGGUAGCCCCAAAUGCUAUCAUACAAUCCACUUAGUCAACAUACCACUUUUGGGGCCAAAAUAUUAGCAUUUUUGAAGUUGAUUCAGAAACAGAUUUUUUUGUUAAGAUUAGAACCCGAGAACUAACUGAUUAAAUCCUUGUGGCCUGCUGAUUCAAUGUACUGCCUACUUGUACUGAUAAACUGUAACUGUGGCUUCCACCAAGGCAAGAACCACCGAUCGGGGCUAUUUUUUCACAAAUAGUAAGAAAAGCUGAAUUCCACAAUAAAGGCUGCUUGAAUAUCC